Molecule: messenger RNA, 1623 nt
Organism: Mytilus californianus (California mussel)
Lineage: Eukaryota; Metazoa; Mollusca; Bivalvia; Mytilida; Mytilidae
Product: serine/arginine repetitive matrix protein 2-like
Exons: 5
Source: RefSeq, a predicted model, not a curated record
AAAUUGAGUUCCAGUCAGACUUCUAACCACAGAGAGUCUAGAUCGCCAUCAAAAAAAUUGAAGUCUACAAAUACAUUGAAGUCCACAACAAGACCAUCUACCAGGCAAGAAUCACCACCAUUUCGUCAGAAGUCAAGAUCUCGAUCACCACUUAUCACACAGAGGUCCAGAUCAAGAUCAAGAUCCCCACCAUUAUCUCAGAGGUCAAGAUCUAGAUCUCCACCAAACAAUCAGACAUGGAGAUCUAGAUCAAGAAGCUAUUCACCGCCGACAGAUAUUUUUUCAAAACUAAAAUCUAUUUAUUCCUAUUCGUCCAAGUCCACAACAAGAUCACCAACAACACAGAAUCCAUCACAAAGAAAACCGUCAAACACAACUCAAAAAUCCACAAGACCUUCAAUAGAGGAGAUAUUACAAGAAUUGAAAAAAAGAUCCUCACAUAGUCUCCAUACUCAGAAAUCAAAAUCUAGUGAAGAUAGGUCACAUUCAACAGGGAACAGUCAAGGGUCUAGAUCUUCCUCACCUCUUGAGGAUUAUCUACUGCCAAGCUCACAAUCUCAACCACAGAGAGUUUCUACCAACAACAACAGAGCAAGGUCUAGAUCACCACUAGAGGAUUGGCAGUCAUUCAGCAGCAACAUAAGCUCAAGGUCUCAUGUCAGGGAAAAUACUUCAACACCAGCUGCAAAAAAUAUACCAUCUGGCAGAAAGACGAGUAACAAUUCAGAGACAUUUCCAAUGUCUGAUGAACGUUUCCAGAGAAGAGUAUUGUUUUUACUAACAGAAAUAAGAGACCUGCUGAAAAAAAAUCAGUGUGCCACAACUGCACAGACACACUGUGAACUUGAAAGGGCGGAAACCUUAGACGAAUUUUUUGAAUUGGAAAAUGCCUUGGAUGAUGUAGCUCAGCAGACAAGAUUGACAGAAUAUUUGAGAAGAAUUGGAGGUGCUGGAAGCAGUGACCUAAUGAAGAAAGCCAUGACAAGAAUGAUGUCAAACAUUGUCAUGGCAAGAAUGAACCUAAAAGGGAAAAAGAAUAAGAUAGCUUUCCUAAAAACAAAGCUUUACAAAGUGAUCUCAGGAUGCGUAAUGAUGGUGUAUCCUGAGAUCACAGAAACUAAAGUAAAGGAAGAUAUUGGGAAGUUUUUAAAAUAUGCCCCCGAGAGAGCUGGAGGAGGGGGAAGGACCAGCAAAGAUUAAUCCAAAUUACAAAAAUAAAUUCAAUUUUAAACAAAUUUAUUGCAUUCAUUUCACUUACUUCAAUCAAGAAAGGUGUCCAAAAUUAGAGCAGACAUCAGUGAAAUUCUGAAAGAACUUAUUUUAUCAGUUCACUAUUUCUGUGUGUAACUACAGUUACAGAAAAAUACUCAAAACUUGAUUUACCGACGAUAAAUUACUGUUUGCUGCUUAAAAUAAAUAACCUCAAUUCAGACCGACUUAUAGGCGGGUCAAGCCUGAAUCCUCAGAUUUUCAAACUGAAAAGGGCAUCCGACUUAUAGGCAGAUUGACUUAUAAGCGAGUAUCUACAGUAGUUUCUUUGCUAGCUGAACCGUGAAGUCAUUACUAGCUCGGAUUAAUACCUCCUUUGGGCGGAGUCUAGUCAGUCAGAGAACCAAUAAAAAA